This is a messenger RNA of Alternaria ethzedia, 354 nucleotides long. It is a transcript of the gene CBP4, whose product is annotated as assembly factor cbp4. The coding region runs from base 1 to 354 and encodes 117 amino acids. The record is from RefSeq and is a predicted model, not a curated record. Gene Ontology annotation, biological process: mitochondrial respiratory chain complex III assembly. Lineage: Eukaryota; Fungi; Ascomycota; Dothideomycetes; Pleosporales; Pleosporaceae. The transcript has 4 exons. Gene Ontology annotation, cellular component: mitochondrial membrane.
AUGCCAUCUACCGCUGCCUACAUCAAAGCCAUCGCAGGAGGCGGAAUCCUGUGCAUCGGCGGCCCUGCACUCGUCAUGUGGGUUACACCUACUGAGGAAGAAAUCUUCAAGAGGUAUAGCCCAGAACUGCAGAAGAAGGCUCUUGCCGGAAGGGAGCAGAGGCAGAAGGACUUUGACGCCUUUGUUGGCCAAUUGAAGGAGGCUUCGCGUUCAGACAAGCCGAUCUGGGCUGCACAGAAGGAAAUGGAUGCGAAGAGGUCUGAGACAGAACAACAGAUCCGCAGAGAGGAGCGCGACGCAUAUGCUGCUGAGGGUCGGAGAAGACAAGCAGAGAUCAGGGCUAGCACGCAGUAG